AUGAACUGGUUGGGUUCGGUACCUCUCACAAGGUUAAGAACCACUGUACUAAGGAGACUGAAUUGCAGGCAGACGCCGAAGAGAGUAGAGUCACUUAGCAGAGACGCCCACGCAGAGACUAUAAAACGUCAACGUCCUCCCCAACCUUCACACACUUCAACUGAACACCACGUGUACGACAUCGACGCUUAAAAAAAAUCUGUAAAACCAGUGGAUGUAUCCGAGGGGAAACAUUUCUUUCAUUGCAAAUUGGAUUAUUGCUACUUUUGUUAUCAAUGUUGGACUGCAACGGACAACGAAAUCGUGCGGUGUUCUACUCCUCUAUAAGUUAUAGCGGAAGUCAUGGCCCACACGAGCAUCAGCGUUGAGUCAUGCUAGCUUUGCACCACUCCAACUCUUCAUCCUCGCCACUCAUCCCUCGUUCGUCAAAUGGCAGCAGAGGGGAAGCAGUGCCCGGGGUGGCCCUUGAGAUGUCGCAGCGGGGAAACCUGACCGCCAGCGCUGUCAUGGUGGUGGUGUUGCCCAUGACUUUGGGUAUCGUGUCCAACAUCGUGGCCCUGUUCAUCUUGGCCAACGCCUACUGGCUCCAGCGACGGCGCUCCAAAGCCACAUUCCUCCUCUAUGCUACCUCGCUGGUAGUAACAGACUUCAUGGGCCACGUGAUCCCCGGUGCCCUGGUUCUGAAACUCUACCUCUCUGGAGGCGUGCAGCCGGAGGACUCCAGCGCUUCUGACGGCAUGUGCCAGUUCCUGGGAGGAAGCAUGGUGUUUUUCGGCCUGUGCCCACUCUUUCUAGGUUGCGCCAUGGCUGCGGAGCGUUGUCUGGGUGUCACCAAGCCCCUCCUGCACUCCUCCCUGGUCACAAGCACCCGCACUAAAAUGUGCCUGUCUGCGAUUUGGCUGGCCGCUCUGUGUGUGGCCUUGCUGCCUUACUUGCAGCUGGGCUCGUACACCUAUCAGGACCCGGGCACCUGGUGCUUUAUUCAAGUCCUCAGUGAUAUUCACGAGGCGGACGUGGCAUUUGUGCUGCUUUUCUCUGGGCUAGGCCUGAGCUCCCUGGCUGCGGCAGUGGUGUGUAACACCAUCAGUGGACUGACGCUGGUGCUCGCGAGGAUCAGGAGGAAACCUGGGUCGCAUCAUUCGGCCAAGUCGCAUGACAUCGAGAUGGUGGUGCAGCUGGUGGGGAUCACGGUCACUUCGUGCAUCUGCUGGUGCCCCCUGCUGAUCGUUGGCCUGAUGUCCGCGAUCCGCUCCUACACAGGAUCCAUUGGAGAGGACCUUCCCAACUACAAAAUACUACUGGUGAUGGGUGUGAGACUGGCCACGUGGAACCAGAUCCUGGACCCAUGGGUCUACAUCCUGCUGCGCCGAACCGUCUUACGGAAAAUCUACCUCAUUGCAAAGUGCCAAGCGGGCCAGGGGGGUAAUUUAUUCGGGUGUUUAGACUCUACAUCUCCUACCGAGUCAGAGAAGAAUGAAGUGAAUCAAGCCUAAACUGCUAAAUCUAAGAGUGCUCCAUUUGGAAGAAGAUGGUUUUGUUUCUCCAUCACAGGAAGUUUGACAGUAAAGGCCAACACAUUUUACAUUUCUUGGGCGUCAGAAUGUAAAGGAAAACUCGGAGAGGAUGCGACAACAAAAUAUUUACGCUUCGCAUGAUGUGGGAAAAUUGGGAUAUUCUUAUAGUUAUGCCUCAAAUUACUGAGGAUGUGCAGAACUUUAAAAAAAUGAGUAAAGCAAAUGGGUUGUGACAAAUGACUCUUUUUUUGUAAUUACUUUUGAUGAAUAAUUGCGCCAGAAUUGUAUGAGUCAUUGUAUUUGGCAAUUCUAAUGAGCAUAAUGUAACGGUGUCUUUUGGGCCAGCACUUCUCCUUUUACAACAUUUUGUGGAUACUGGCUAAAUUGUGUCUGGAUCUGUCAUGGCACAUGACGGCAACCACACAAAGUACUGUAUUAAUAUCAGAAAAACUGGAGCUCAAACUUAUCUAAGUUUGUGUGUGCAAAUUGGUAACGUGAUGUGCCUCAUUUCAAAUUGGUGGAAACCAUGACGGUUGUGCCCUCUAGGCUAAAGAUCCAAACUUAUUUGAGUAACUGGGUAAAAACUGAUCUGACGGUAGGGUGAGAAAAAGUAGAGAAAAAGUCUACUUGCACCAUCCGCAUAUACAUUUGUGUGUCUUUUGAGGAACUGAUUUUUUUUUUUUUUU
Messenger RNA from Hippocampus comes (tiger tail seahorse), 2200 nucleotides. RefSeq names its product prostaglandin E2 receptor EP1 subtype-like. Bases 372 to 1493 code for a protein of 373 amino acids. The record is from RefSeq and is a predicted model, not a curated record. Gene Ontology annotation, biological process: adenylate cyclase-activating G protein-coupled receptor signaling pathway; positive regulation of cytosolic calcium ion concentration; inflammatory response. Gene Ontology annotation, cellular component: plasma membrane. The transcript is spliced from 3 exons. Gene Ontology annotation, molecular function: prostaglandin E receptor activity; thromboxane receptor activity. Lineage: Eukaryota; Metazoa; Chordata; Actinopteri; Syngnathiformes; Syngnathidae.